This is a messenger RNA of Gadus morhua (Atlantic cod), 3023 nucleotides long. RefSeq lists its product as uncharacterized. Gene Ontology annotation, cellular component: external side of plasma membrane. Lineage: Eukaryota; Metazoa; Chordata; Actinopteri; Gadiformes; Gadidae. The transcript is spliced from 6 exons. The record is from RefSeq and is a predicted model, not a curated record. Gene Ontology annotation, molecular function: signaling receptor binding. Bases 1 to 1599 code for a protein of 532 amino acids. Gene Ontology annotation, biological process: regulation of cytokine production; T cell receptor signaling pathway.
AUGUCUGCGGCGUGUUUCGCCCUCGGCCUGUGUGCUCUGUUAACCUGGGUUUUGUUGACCUGCUGUGCUGGCAUCCCUGAGGUGGUCACCAAUCUGGGGGACACUGAGACUGAGGUGUUCAGAAGAGAAGGAGAAGAUGCCAUCUUACCGUGUGGUCUGGGUUCCCCGGUGAACCUGAAGGAUGAGGUGUUUGACUGGAAGAAGGAGAAGCAGCAGGAGGUGUUCUUCUAUGUAAAGGGCAAGCAUUACAUCAACGGCAAGCGUGGACAAGACCCCCAGUUCUGGCGCAGGGUGCACCUUCUCCCAGGGGGGCUGCAGGCCGGUAACGCCUCUGUGAACCUGACCAGUGUGACCCAGGCCGACGGCGGAGUGUAUUCUUGCUACUUCCCACGUCGGAACCUGACGAGAUGGAUCCGGCUGACUGUAGUGGUGGAGCCGCGGUUGAGGCUGGAGGUGGUAGAGGCUUCCCCGUCCUCCGGCUCGGUGCGGCUGUCCUGCGUCUCCAGAGGAGGCCAGCCCCAGCCCAGCGGUCUGGAGUGGCAGACCCCCAACGGAACUGUGAUCCCUGCAGAAGAAGCACCGCCGGCCGCCUCCUCAGACAGCGACGGCCGCGACUCCAUCAGUCAGACGGUGAAGGUGACCGAGCCAGGCAGCUACACCUGUCUGGCCCGGCAGCAAGGCGUCCACCCUGCGGUCAGAGACACCAUCCGAGUGUUUGCAGGUGCUGACAUCACUGAGGUGUUCACCAGAGAGGGAGAAGAUGCCAUCCUACCGUGUGCUCUGGGUUCCCCGGUGGACCUGACAGAUGAGGCGUUUGACUUGAAGAAAGGGAAGCAGGAGGUGUUCUUCUAUAGACAGGGCAAGGACUACAACGACGGCCUGGGGGGACAAGACCCCCAUUAUGUGGGCAGGGUGCACCUUCUCCCAGGGGGGCUGCAGGCCGGUAACGCCUCUGUGGUCCUGUCCGGUGUGACCCAGGCGGACAGUGGAGUGUAUAAGUGCGUAAUUCUUGCAAAACGGACACAAAGUAACAGAGAUAUCCUGCUGACUGUAGUGGUGGAGCCGCGGUUGAGGCUGGAGGUGGUAGAGGCUUCCCCGUCCUCCGGCUCGGUGCGGCUGUCCUGCGUCUCCAGAGGAGGCCAGCCCCAGCCCAGCGGUCUGGAGUGGCAGACCCCCAACGGAACUGUGAUCCCUGCAGAAGAAGCACCGCCGGCCGCCUCCUCAGACAGCGUCGGCCGCGACUCCAUCAGUCAGACGGUGAAGGUGACCGAGCCAGGCAGCUACACCUGUCUGGCCCGGCAGCAAGGCGUCCACCCUGCGGUCAGAGACACCAUCCGAGUGUUUGGCCAUUGGUUGACCGGCGAUCGUGAAGAGGUCCUCGGGAAUGGUCCAUGGAAGGCCAUAGGUGUUUCUUUCAUUGUUCUCUUUAUUUUAUCAGUUGUAGUUAAUAUUUACCAAUUUACCAAAACUAAUAACUGUAGGAAUGGUCAUGGUCAACAAGCAGAACCUGAUUCUGAUAGUUUGGAUCAAAGCGGUGCCUAUCGGUCCUGUCCCCAUCGUGAUGCCGCUGUACAGCUGAACGUACCGUCUUUCGGUUGAGCGACAUCCACUUUUGGUCAUCUGAAGGUGUGCAGUUGUAUCGGAAACAGUUUACUUUUGAUACAACAUUUCUACGAGAGAGUAGUUAUUUAUGUUAGUUAUGGAACAUGGAAACGACCUCAAAUGGCUGUUUCGGGUUAUGUGUUCCUCGGGAGCAUCUUUUCAUGGUGCUCCACCUAGAUCACUCAGGUCCUCUGGCACUGGCCUCUUAGUUACCUAUGGCCCCCCCCCGCUCUGGAACAGCCUGCCAGAGGAGCUGAGGAUGUCACAAUCUGUGAACACAUUUAAAGGUCCCAUGGCAUGAAAAUCACUUCACUUUAUGAGGUUUUCUAACAUUAACAUGAGUUCCCCUAGCCUUCCUAUGGUCCCCCAGUAUCUAGAAAUGGCGUUUGGUGUAAAACGAGCACUAGGUAUCGUGCUCCGCCUUUGAUUGAUGAAAGCUCAGACGCUCAGAUUUUGAAUUUGGCCCCAUGUGUCUUCAUACGGGGCCAAGUUACUUCCCCUUCCUCUGCCUUGCCCGCCCAUAGAGAUCGGCCUGACAAUGGUGUGUGUGUGUGUGUGUGUGUGCGUGUGUAUGUGUGUGUGUGUGUAUGUGUGUGUGUUGCAACGCAAGUGUUGUACACUUCUUUGUUAUUUGGAUAGCCGUACUGCUGUUGGUGUUAUGGCGCAAAACCCGUCUGGUUCUCUGACGUCGUAGUGGGGGUUAUCUCAGCCAUGGUUGAGAAAGAUUUGGGGGAGAGGAACUUUGGCUUUGACUCCCUGAAGUCGCCUACAUGAACCGCGACAUGGAGAAGGGGAUUGUUGACCGCGAUUGUCUCCGGCCGGGUCCCCGCUGCCUGCGGCCCCUGCCCCCCCCCGCCGAGAGGCACCACCACUGCCGCCGCGAGGCCGCGGUGCUCCGGCAGGAGCCACACCCCCACCCUCCACCUUGACCCACCUCUAAGAAGCGGCACGCUUGUGUAAAGCCCAUUGCGGGACUGGCUCGUAGUGGCUGUAAUUCUGCACCAAGGCUGAAUUUCUUGAACGUCUUCCAGUACUGUAUUAGGGGCCCACUAACGGCUAUGUAAAACCAUAAAUUAAGUAGCAUGCCAUAGGAACUUUAAAAGAAACCUUAAAACAUAACUAGUUCGGCAUUCUCUUAUUCUAUUUUAUUCAUUUAUUUUUGUUUAUUUUCAUUGUAUUGUUAAGCACCACACAAUCUCCAGGAGCUGCUGGAGACCAUAGAGGCGGGGGAGGAUCACCCCUUAGAGGGGGGGGGCUGACUGAGUGAGAGACUGGGUACAAAGAAGUUUAUCAUGAUUAUUGAGUUGUGUUUUUCGAUUCGUUAAUUUAACUGACAGGUCGUUUGUUUGCCAUAUCUUUCUCGUUUUGUUACCAGGUUUAUGAGAUUAGGUCAAUUCAAUUAAUAAAAAAGUUUUAUCCAA